AUGUGUAACUAGUUUUAAAGAUGGCGUUACGGCACACGAAGAUCAUCUUUCGGGGUUUAUUUAGAAAAAGUUCAAAAGCAAAUCCAGCAGCUAUAGCAAAUUUACCUAGAAUUGAUCCUAAACCAUCAACUAACCCAGCAGUUGUCGAAGAAUAUUUGAAGAAACCAGAAGAUGUCGUAACACACACAGGACAGAAAUGGGAAGCAGAUGACUAUAGGAUGUCGAGAUAUCUCGUAGCAGACAAACAGGUUAACAAGCAGUGGGCAAUUAAUCUGAUUGAUGAAAUCCCACCCCAAGCUUGCAAAGAUAGAGUUGUAUCGUGCGAUGGAGGAGGAGGGCCCCUAGGACAUCCAAAAGUUUACAUUAACUUGGAUCAGCCCGGUAACCACUCUUGCAACUAUUGCGGACUGCGGUUUUAUUUAGAUCACGAUCACCAUCAUUAAUAACUGUGUGUUGUCUAGGACAGUACCACUAAUUAACUGUACAGCAAACAUGUGUGUGGGUUGAUAUUACACAAGGACAAAAAAACAGAGGGAAUUUUUGAAACUACUGAAAUGACAGUCUGCGGAUACAACUCUUAUGUGUGAGACUUGAUAGCAUGUGCACAGAUUAAUAGCCGUUUUCCCAGGAUUUUUGCUGUUGCUUCAAGUGUUGAUGAAAUAGAUGCAUUUUGGUUGGAUAACUGGGUUGUCAUUAUUGCUUUGUAAGCCAAAAGUUUAGCAGUUUCAGAUAAGGAACGUUUUGGAUCUCGGUCAACAGUAGAGAAAAUGUUAGCACCACACAAUAAACACUAGAGUAUUUUGGAAAGAUAACAUGAAGAUUGAUAUCAAGAAAAGCUCUUGCUUUGCACUUGUAUAAUAAAUUGUUGAAUCGUU
Messenger RNA from Lingula anatina, 875 nucleotides. RefSeq names its product putative NADH dehydrogenase [ubiquinone] iron-sulfur protein 6, mitochondrial. NCBI's taxonomy places the organism in Eukaryota, Metazoa, Brachiopoda, Lingulata, Lingulida, Lingulidae. Gene Ontology annotation, cellular component: respiratory chain complex I. Gene Ontology annotation, biological process: mitochondrial electron transport, NADH to ubiquinone. The record is from RefSeq and is a predicted model, not a curated record.